Messenger RNA from Dictyostelium purpureum, 1527 nucleotides. RefSeq lists its product as uncharacterized. Bases 1 to 1527 code for a protein of 508 amino acids. The transcript has a single exon. NCBI's taxonomy places the organism in Eukaryota, Evosea, Eumycetozoa, Dictyosteliales, Dictyosteliaceae. The record is from RefSeq and is a predicted model, not a curated record.
AUGGAAAAUAUCAAAUUUAAUACUAGCAAUGAAAAUAAUGUUAUAACAUUAACAAGUAAUAAUAAUAAUAAUAAUAUCAAUAAUGAUAAUAAUAACAAUAAUACAAAUAGUAUAGACUGGUCAAAUCAUAAAGAAGUUGUUUUACCAAAUUUAAUAGUGGUCAAAAUAUUAGAGCUUUACAUUGAAUAUUCAGAAUCAAUUAAAUAUAACGAAUUGCAAUUGUUAUCAUUGGUAUGCAAAAAAUGGAACUCUUCCAUCGUUCCGAAAUUAGAAAGAUUUAGAAUUAGCAAAUGUAAUGACUAUGUAAAAACCUUUUCAAAUAUGCAAAACUUGGUUGAAAGAUUAAAACGAUUUGGUCUUAAAAGUGGUUAUUCAUAUGGCAAUAAUGUUUAUCGUUCCGAAACAAAACGUAUCCAAAAUGUUUUAAAUAUGAUAUUACAACCGAAAAUAAUAGAAGACACUAUUAAUUAUUUUAACGAAGAUAUUUUAAUAGAUGGCAUACAAUGUGGAACUCUUUUUGAUCCUGACACCAGCAAAAUCAAAAGUUUUGCAACUACAACAAUAAUGAAAAAUGGUAAAAGCCAGCCCUUAGAGAUUGAUGCGUCAAGAGUUCAAAUAACACAGUUACAACUUUCACACCAUAGAUAUUAUUAUCCAAAACAUAAAAUUUCUUUAGAUAAGCUUUUCAUCUAUGAAGAGGGUAAAACUUAUGAUGUAGAUCAUUUGAAUGAAAGAAAAACUACUAAUGAAGCACCACAGUAUGGUGUAUUUCUUACAGGAAUUCCUUGUAAUGAAUGUGAAGGCUGUACAUUAGAAUUAAUAGAUCCUCCAUCAAUUAACUAUAUUUAUGGAGAUGUCAAUAAUAGACAUGAAACUACUUCAGAAUACCAAUUAGCAACAAAUCUUGUCAGUCGUAAGUUUCAAACCGUAUUGUAUUGUGACUCAAUAGAAUUCCUAAACAAUUCAGUAAAAAGAAUUAAACCAAUUUCUAGUGGUACAUGCUUAGUAUUAAAAUAUAAUAUUUUUUAUGAUGAAUCUGAGUAUGAUAUUCUCAGAAAUAGUAAUAAUAAUAAUAAUAAUAAUAAUAAUAGUAAUAAUAUAAACACCAUUAUAAACGAUGUAUAUGGUUUUAAUGUACCCGUAAUGAAUCAAUUUUUCAAAGAAAUUCAAGAACCUUUAAAAAAAUUUAAUGUUGGAAUAACAUUGGGAUCCGUUUAUUCAAAUACCAAAAUAAAAUAUGGCCAUUGUGAACCCUUGAAAGGUAGGGAUAUAAUACUCUGGCACUUUUUUAAAGAGAAGUUUGGUUUGGAUAAAAUAAGAGUUUCCACAUUACUAUAUUCAACAAAAGAUGGUUUUAUUGAAGAGUUGAACCAUAGGAAUGUUCAUGAUGGGAAUAUUACAAUGACAGAGUCGAAACAUACCGUUAUUUUCUCUUCCAUUGAUCUUGAGGAAUCAAAUGAAUUUCAUGUAGAAGACUACAGCGAAAAUAGAGUUUUAGUAUUUUCAGCAAUUAUCAUAUUUAAAUAA